Messenger RNA from Syngnathoides biaculeatus (alligator pipefish), 4399 nucleotides. RefSeq names its product transketolase a (gene tkta). Gene Ontology annotation, cellular component: endoplasmic reticulum membrane; extracellular exosome. Gene Ontology annotation, biological process: pentose-phosphate shunt, non-oxidative branch; ribose phosphate biosynthetic process. Gene Ontology annotation, molecular function: transketolase activity; thiamine pyrophosphate binding. Lineage: Eukaryota; Metazoa; Chordata; Actinopteri; Syngnathiformes; Syngnathidae. The record is from RefSeq and is a predicted model, not a curated record. The transcript is spliced from 16 exons. The coding region runs from base 1726 to 3612 and encodes 628 amino acids.
ACAACUAAUGAAGCUCUCCCAUGGCGCUCGCUCGUGGAGAGAUGCGGCCAACCAAACCAGAGAGAGAGGGAGAGCAUCCACGCUCGUCACAGCUGCACUGCUUCCAGUCCAUAUAGAGCUGCUGCACGUGACGUCACCACUUUCACGGCGCCAUAUUGCCGGUCAAAAAGAGGUGCUCGACAGUGUGGGGGAUGUUGAACCGGAGGAGCAGAAUAUUCGCAAUACCCGAGACCUGUCGUGCUGUUGGUUGUCACAACAGGCGAGACAGGUAUUCAAAAGAGAUCAUUCUUUGGAAUGCCAGCUGAAAAGACCAGAAAAGAUUGAUGGAUUUCGGCAAUUAAACGUGAUGGAUGGUGCCCAACCAAAUACAGACGGCUGUGUAGCGAUCGCUUCACUUCAGGUAGGAAUUAUUCUUCUCAAUCUCAAAUUACCAAAAAGUAUUUAGAAUGCCAAAUUGGCUCAUUUGAGAACAAUGCGUUUAAAAAAUAAAUAAAAAAACGACAGGGAGUCGUCUCCAACGUACACGGAAGCGUGUUGCGGCCACACAUUAAACUUCGGUAAACCUCUACCCGACACACUUUUUUGUUUUUGUUUAAAUAUGCAUUGUUCUCAAAUGAGUCCAAUGCAUAUUUAAAUAAAGAAAAUAAACCGUAGGUCACACAAACGUUUACCGAAGUUCAUGUGGCCGCAAAGCGCUUCCGUGUACGGAAGCCUAUCCCAGCGGUUUAUUUUCUUUUUUUAAAUGUGCAUUGGACGCAAAUUAAAAAAAAAAAAUGUCUGUCAUGGAGAAGUUUACCAAAGUUUAACGUGUGGCCACAACACGCUUCGUGUACGGAGUAGCUGACUGGCUGUCUUUCUUUUUUUUUUUUUUUUUUUUUUAUCAUAGUUAAUGAAUGAGUGUUUGUGUAAAACCAAGGGUCAUUCAUUUAAAUAUUGGUAUUGUAUUGAAAAAAAAUCUAAGUGGCUCCAUCACUAUGUGGGAUUUAUUCUUGAUUGAGAACAGAUCCAGCAACGCAGUAUUUGUAUGCAUCCAGACUUUUCUAUGCUUUCAAACUCUUCCGUGUAAAUCUCAAGGACUUACUCACCAGAUCCACGUGUAGAUCCGGUUGUCCAAGACAAGCGGAAGCUGGCUAACAGUCCAAUUUCUUAUAGGUGAAAAAAUCGACUUCGGCAUUAAAUAUGGAUCAUCUAUGCUAAGUGUCUCUCAUUUUUCCACGUACCUUCAUUUAUAAUCACCUUUUAAAUGUUUAACGGUAUCGGACAAAAUUCUGGGCAUCGCGUUAUAAUUUUCACGUCGUCUCCAACCGACUUAGCAUUGAAGAAUGGUUUGUUUGACCGACGGUUCCGGCCAGUGGCGUGAUUUGACGACGUAGGUGCACGAGCUCUAUAUGCGGAUGUUGAUUUUGUUAUUUUUUUUUAUCCAACCAGACUUCAGCUUCUGCUGCCACAUCAACCAAAUCUCGCCAGGCCCUUUAGAAUCGGUCGUGAUAGCUGACGUAACAUAAACCACGACCAUUGGAACUGUCUCUUUAACCAAUCAGAUUUCAAAUUUGCCUCAGAUGGUCAGCUAGCUGGCCCACAAUGUCAGUGUUUUUCCACCCUUUGAUAGGUUGGUAGGAACAAGUUCAACAGAAAAAACACAUCUGCUCUGUCGCCUCCCGCCCGUCCUCGAACUCUCGCACGUUUACCAGCAAAGGAUUGUUGGAGCUCGACGUUUUUGCCUUCAUGGAGGAUUACCACAAACCUGACCAACAGACAGUGCAGGCGCUGAGGAACAUCGCCAAUCGCCUCAGGAUCAACUCCAUCAAGGCGACGACGGCGGCGGGCGCAGGACACCCCACAUCAUGCUGCAGCGUGGCGGAAGUCAUGUCCGUGCUUUUCUUCCACACCAUGAAGUACCGCCCCGAGGAUCCGCGAAACUUCCACAGCGAUCGCUUCCUCAUGUCGAAGGCUCAAUCUGCGCCCGCCUUGUACUCCAUGUGGGUUGAAACGGGCUUCCUAAAGGAGAGCGAGUUGCUCAAUAUGUGCCAGGUUGACUCUUCGCUGGAGGGGCACCUUGUCCCUAAGCAGCAAUUUGUGGAUGUAACCACUGGCUAUUUGGGACAGGGCCUCGGUGUGGCCUGUGGAAUGGCAUACACAGGGAAAUACUUUGACAAAGCCAGCUACCGUGUUUACUGCCUGUUGGGGGAUGGCGAAAUGUCAGAGGGCUCUGUGUGGGAAGCCAUGUCGUUCGCUUCUUACUACCAGCUUGACAACCUAGUGGCCAUCAUGGACAUCAACCGCCUGAGCCAAAGCGACUCCGCGCCUCUACAGCAUCAUGCCGAGAAAUACCAGAGACGCUGUGAAGCUUUUGGUUGGCAUGCCAUCAUCGUGGAUGGACACAGCGUGGAGGAGCUGUGCAAGGCUCUGAGCCAGCCACGCCAUCAGCCCACCGCUAUCAUUGCCAAAACCAUCAAGGGCAAAAGCAUUCCAGCUGCAGAAGAUAAGUUGGGCUGGCACUCCAAAACUCUGCCGAAAGACAUGGCCGAAAUGGUCAUGAAGGAUUUGCAGAGUCGGAUCAUGAACACGAGCAAGCACCUGUACCCCCCUACUCCCGUAGAGGACUCGCCCCCAGUGAGCCUGAGGAACAUCCGCAUGGCCAGCGCGCCCACCUACAAACCUGGAGAAAAGAUGGCCACGCGCAAGGCCUACGGGAUGGCGAUCACCAAGUUAGGCCGCUACAACGAGCGUGUCGUAGCUCUCGAUGGGGACACAAACAACCUCACCUACUCCGAGAUCUUCAAGAAUGAGCAUCCCAAUCGUUUUGUGGAGUGCUACAUUGCCCAGCAGAAUAUGGUUAGCGUCGCCAUGGGAUGUAGCGCCCGUGAGAGGAACGUUGUGUUUGCCAGCACCCUGGCAUCCUUUUUCACUCGUGCCUACGACCAGCUCCGCACCGCAGCCAUAUUAGACAGCAACAUCAAUCUGUGUGGCUCUCACUGCGGCCUGUCCACCGGGGAGGAAGGGCCCUCCUUGAUGGGGUUGGAGGACAUGGCCAUGUUCAGGGCCCUCCCUAGAACGACCAUCUUCUAUCCCAGCGAUGCUGUUUCCACAGAGAAGGCUGUGGAACUGGCUGCAUCCACAAAGGGUGUUUGCUAUAUCCGAACCAGCCGCCAAGACAACGCUGUUAUCUACAACAGCAAUGAAGAUUUCCACGUUGGACAGGCUAAAGUGGUGUACCAGAGCAAAGAGGAUCAGGUGACUGUGGUGGCUGCUGGGGUGACUCUGCAUGAAGCCCUGGCUGCAGCUGAACACCUAAAGAAAGAAAGGAUAUAUGUGCGAGUUAUCGACCCGUUCACAAUCAAACCCCUUGACGUCAAGACCAUCAUCGACCACACGCGUGCCACCAGGGGAAGAAUCCUCACUGUGGAGGACCACUACUACGAAGGUGGCCUGGGGGAGGCCGUGUGCUCGGCAGUGGUGAACGAGAGCGGCUUCAAUCUGCACCGCCUCGCCGUGUCGCACGUCCCGCACGGCGGCAAAGCGCAAGAGCUCCUCAAGAUCUACGGCAUCGACCGCGAUGCCAUCACGCAGGCCGUGCGCAAGAUGCUCAGCACCUCCACCAACGCCAAGUGAACCCCCUUCGCUUGGCCCGAGUCACGUGACACCCACCCCUUUCCUUCAUGUCACUGUGAAUCCCCCGUAAGUGUUUCAAGUAUUGUGAUUUUGUGAUUUUUUUUUUUUUCAUUUUUCCAAGAUAGAAUUCCACUUUUGCUCUUCUUCCUAGCACCCAUCCCAAUAAACACAUACACUAAUAUACAUAUCCCACCUUGUCCGUGUAUCGCCAUCAGGAACGCACACUUUUUACAUGUUCACCAAAAAAAAUACAUUGUGAUGCUUCCGUAUGUUUUUGAAAUGAACAUUUUUUUAGUCACAGCAUUAAGCGAUGUUUUGAUAUAUUAUUCCAAAUGUAGCUCUUGUUAUAAGGUGGGUGGUUAGUGUUAAAGUAGUUGUCAUGACGACGGUGUCAGAAAGAAACAAGGUGAGUUGUCGUGUGUAGAAGUUAGUGGACAAAAAAAAUAAUAAUAAUAAUUAAAAAAAAACAAGUGUAGACUGGUUAAAUCAUUCCAUAAAAACACACAGGUCAUACUUACCCUUAGACGAUUCAAAUGUUGAAUUGUUUUUUCUCCGCAUUAUUUUGUUGUUGUUGUCACGUGCCAUUCGCACCACACGUCACUUGGACCGCACCAGUAGUGUAGGUAACGACGUGGCCAUUGACCUCGUGUUUAUAUAAAAGGCGGGGAGGCUCCUCCCUCUCCCGAUUGCAAACGUUUGAUUGUCACUGUGCAGGUAAGCGGUAAGUCCGACUUGUGAACCCGAGAACUGUUACUUGAAGUUUUGUAAGUACCAUUCUUUCAUGUAA